AUGUUCGCACUCCGCUCUCUCCUCUAUCGCCCGGUGGCGGCGCCCUUUCGUGCAUUCUCCACAAGUGCUCCCGCCACUGCGACAUUCAACCAAGUAAUUCGAGGGGCGCGCAAGCCCCAGCCCGCGCGCAAACCGGUCUCCCCCGCCAUGUCUACCACGGGGAAUCCAUGUAUGAAGGGCGUAUGUCUCAAGGUCACAGUCAUGAACCCGAAAAAACCCAAUUCGGCGGACCGGAAAGUCGCGAGGGUGAGGUUGAGUAAUGAUAAGGUGGUUACGGCAUAUAUACCUGGUGAAGGUCACAAUGUACAGCAGCACUCGGUGGUGCUGGUGCGCGGUGGAAGAUCCCAGGAUUGUCCAGGUGUGAAAUACCACUUGAUACGUGGAGCACUUGACUUGGGAGGCGUGGGAAACCGCACAACAUCAAGGUCAAAGUAUGGUACAAAGAAGCCGAAGUCGGGUGCGGUAUAG
Molecule: messenger RNA, 468 nt
Organism: Morchella importuna
Lineage: Eukaryota; Fungi; Ascomycota; Pezizomycetes; Pezizales; Morchellaceae
Exons: 3
Coding region: 1-468 (155 amino acids)
Biological process (GO): translation
Cellular component (GO): small ribosomal subunit; ribosome
Molecular function (GO): structural constituent of ribosome
Source: RefSeq, a predicted model, not a curated record